AUGGUCACCAUCGACCAUCUCUACUACCCUCACAUCAUUGAUGCCCUAUUCGCCUACAGUGGCCCAGCUUCUCUCGCCCCGAUGGCGAAAACAUGUCGCGCUUGGCGUCAACGAUGUCUUGACCGGUUCUACCAUAUCAGUGACCUCCGCAUCCUCAAGGCACCAAACAUCCGGCUGGCUACCUUAAGCGAUCUCCACGGGACACGAGUAUCUUUGAGCAGUCGCGAGUUAGCCCUUCUAGCCGGCUGCAGAGUCCUCGAUAUCACGUCUUAUCACGUGACAAUGCGCGUCUGGUACCUGCACAAUCUGCAGACGGUCCGGUAUCACCAAGGUUUGGUGGACUACCCGCCACUGCGGGCAGGACAACUCGUGUUCAAGAACGAGUUGCCACCCUUCAGGUACCGCAACACUGUCGCUGAACGUCUCGUCAUCUACUUCACCGGCCGGAUUGAGCAGCUUGCAUGGUAUAAUCGGGUGCUGCCAUACGUGCGGCAGCUCGUGUUCAUCUUUGAAGACAACGACUAUGACGAAGAAGACUGCCCCAGCACAGAAUCAAACAAUGACGGCCAAGAUGACAGCAAUCUCGACCACUCUAUGCCGGCACUGCGUGCCAUCAAGAGCAUCAUAGAGGAAGCACUGAAUCAACCCACAGCGGUCGUGCUGGUUGGCACUGAGCGGUGGAGCGUGGAAACAUUCGACGCUCUCCAAUUAGAUAUUGACAGAGUCUAUGAGCACUACGAUGAGCAUCUGCAUAUCCUCCGGCCCCUCACCCUUGCGACUCUGGGGACAUAUCGCAAGUUUGUCGGUGAGAGGGAGUGGUCAGUAAUGACGGACUGGACGAAGAUGCUUUGUCCGUAG
Molecule: messenger RNA, 858 nt
Organism: Trichosporon asahii var. asahii CBS 2479
Lineage: Eukaryota; Fungi; Basidiomycota; Tremellomycetes; Trichosporonales; Trichosporonaceae
Exons: 1
Coding region: 1-858 (285 amino acids)
Source: RefSeq, a predicted model, not a curated record